Molecule: messenger RNA, 3406 nt
Organism: Caenorhabditis auriculariae
Lineage: Eukaryota; Metazoa; Nematoda; Chromadorea; Rhabditida; Rhabditidae
Source: the annotation of a GenBank genome assembly
AUGAACAUGUUAGCGGCAGCGCAGUGGAUGAUGAUGAGAAGAAUGCUUGGUGUGACUCUAAUGGAUAGAAUACCAAACAGUCGGCUCCACGAAAUGUUGAAGAUGCGUGAUGCUCGAAUGGUUGCAACAAGAAGAAAAUAGUUCUUCGCAAAGAAAUCGUGACGGGAGAAGAAACGUGGGCGAACGAGAUCGUAGGAUGGCGUCUCUGGGAGAAGAAAAGAUCUGUUGGACGACCACGAGCAAGUUGGCGAGAUGACUUCCGAAGCGUUGUUGGGGAGAAUUGAUCGACCGUUGCGCGCAACAACAAGGAGCUCUUCAGAUCUAUCAUGAUUCAGCAGAGCCUUUUUUAUUUUUCUGAUGUCUGAAUAAUUUGAAAUUGAAAUUGAACCGUAUAGUUAGCUGUCACGCGCAAAGCCAUUUAAAAUGCGACCCUUGUCUUUUAAGUUCCAAUUUGAAAGCUUCAGGAUCCUCCUCUUCAACGUCGCCAUGACGGACUUAAUAAGUUCCGCAGCUUUAGGAGCAGUAAUGUCAAGGUUUUCCUUUAUAAAGCUUUUUGAAAAAUCACGAAAAAAUUUUCAGAGUAUUAGUGAUUGGCGACAAUUUGGCUUACAUUUUCCACGGCCCUGUAAAAUAUUUUGGCAACAAUUUCAGCUUUCUAGGUUAUUUUUUUCCCCUUUUGAAAUAUCUCUAGUCGAACAUUUCAGUCCAUACUAUUAUGCUUCACGGCUUGAUCCACUGCGUCACCCUUACCAUAAUCUCCUUCGGAUACCGACUUUUCGUGUUGAGACACUCUUCGCCGAGCUCGCGAAACGUGUGGCUCAUCAUUCUGCUAGGCGACUUUCCGUCUUUUCUCAUGUUUGUGAGUUUUUAUUCGAAGUUCUGUUUUUUGAAAAAGUUGAUAAAUAAAAUGAAAAAAAAAACUUCAAAAAGGAAAAACUAAGUAGUGGACUCAAAAAAAAAAGUUGAUUUUAGUCAAUUUUAGCAAUUUCAAACGCAGGUGCACGAGGAAGUCGGAAGAUAAUUUUUGGCGGGAAACACACAUUUAAAAUUGAUACGAAGUUUGACGUGUUAGAUAUUUUUUUACUUUUGCCAUAUUUUAUUUUAUUUUUUUAAACUUCUUUCUUCCUUCAACUUGGAUUAUGGAUUUAAUUUUCUAUAUGACUAAUAAUAAGUGGAAAAAAAAGAAGGCUGGAAAAAAGAUCUUAUUUUGAAAUCCAGAAAGUCUCAUUCUAUAAAAUUAUCUUUUUCCAAAAAAUUCAUCGAAAAAGUUGAUUACAAAUGAUUCUAAAACGAAGAAUAUAAAAUCAAAAAUCGAAAGCCUAUUUUUCCAAACUUCGGCUAUUUUUAAAACUUCCAUCCUACCAAAAAAAAACCUGGUGAGAAAGUUAAGGGUAAGAUCAGGCAGAAUUCAAAAAAUUGAAAAUUUUGAAAGCUUUGCAAAGGCUAUUUUCCAAAUUUCCCCAACAUUUUCCUACAUUUAUUCCGGUAUUUUUGAAGCUCGUUUGUAGGAAUGAAACAAAAAAAUAAAUGAUAAAAAAAGGCAAAAAAAGUUUCAGGUGACUUUCAUGUGCUCCCUGGAAACGGACAAUACAUUAAUCGAAACUCUGAAAAAAGAACGGAACGAUAUCGAUUGGAACGUCGUUACACACGUCUUCCUAACCUCCGUCUAUGCUAUACCUCUAGGAAGUGAGUGGAAGGGAAAAUCCCGAAACGUAUUACUUCCAAAAAUCGCAGGCUGUUCUUUCUAUCUGUUCAUUGUCAUGACAGUCGGCUGUUUUUCGGUGAUUAUAAUCAGGAGAAAAGCUAAUUCGAUUCUGCAAAGUGCUGAUAAUUCGCUGAGUGCUACGACAAAGCGAUUUCACAAAGCGCUGAUGAAGGUUUGCGAGACUUUCAGCUGUAAUCGUACUUAGGAACACCAGAGUGGUGCCUAGAGGGAUUAAGGUGAAAAUUAAGAUGAAUACAUGUAAAUGUUUUUUUCACCCUGCAGGAACCACUUAAGCUUUAGAGGCUGGGGUCAGACCUUAAACCCCUAAAGAGAGCUCCUAAAUUGUAUUCCUUUAGGGAGCUCUGCUUCGUCCUCGCCCUCUAGAGUGGCCUACGGCGCGCCCCUCCUCUUAUUCUUAAUAUUUUUCGUUUUUCUUUUCUGUUUUCGCAUACAACAUGUUAAAAUCAUUGUUUUUAUAACAAAAACGAGAAGCUAGCUUGAGUUCAAAAAAUUGGUCUGUGGUCCCUAUCUAUAGACCACGCCGACGUUCUUAAAGGCAUAGGGGCAGUAAAAAAUGGGGUUUCAGGUGAAAGCAGUACUUUGUAAAGUUUUUCAUUAAGAAUCGAACGGUGAACUUGGAAACGUACAGAAGUUCCUAGUUUUAAAGAAAAAAUCAUUCAAAGUCGGAGAGAGGAAAGUUUAAGUUUCCGCGAAAAGGGCGCUUUGCAAUAAAGUUGCUCUAUGGACAACGGGCUUCGCCAACUUCCGGAUUUUUGGUUUUUUCUUCGUUUCUUUCAAUUUUCAAUUUUUUCUGUUGUCACCAAAGUUCUUUCCGUCACAAAAGCUUUCUAUUCAUGUAUAAUUUGCAAACUUUAAUCGCAAAAAUGCUUUUCUGGGGAAAAAUGAUGCUUUUACACAGGUUUCGAUUUGGAUUGCGAUAUUUUGUGUUUUCUUUAUUAUCGGUGUGUGUUUUUUGUUUGACUGAAUAUUUUUUUCAGAGUAGAAACCCUUGAUUUGAAGCAGAUAGCCGGUUAUUUCACACAAAAUGCGAGUCUAAUGAGACGUCCGCAACAUCGCGUGCACAGCUACUGUAAUCAGUUGUCCGUAGAUCGAUCCAAAGCAUUUUUCAAAAAUAAAGACGGGAAAGUAAAAUCGCGUUUUUCUUCUAAAGUUGUCACAUCUGUAUUUUUUUGAGUACACAAUUCGAUUCGCAAUGAAAAACUAUAUAAGAUACUGCUUUCACCUGAAACCCCAUUUUUUUCUGCCCCUAUGCCUUUAAGUAGUGAUUCUAGGAAAAGAAAAACUCUGUAGAACAACUCCAGAUCUUCUUUGAAAAUAAAAGAUGAAUUUCCAGGCCCUGGCGGUACAAGCGUCCCUUCCCUUCCUCAUGUACAUCGCCGACCUCAAUUUCUGCUAUUUAUGCCUCUUCCAAGUUCAUUCUUCCCCCCUCGAAAACUCGGUUCUUAUGCUCUCGAUGGUUCCUCCAGCUCUAUCUCCAAUCAUGUCCAUCUACUACAUUCGACCUUAUCGGUUUGUCUGGAUUUGAACUCAAAGAAUGCAAAUAAUUAUUUCAGAGUGGGUCUGCAAGAAUGGACGAAAAAACUUUUCGGAGUUUCUUCAAAGUACGUACCGAAGAAUUCAAUCAAUGCACUAACUAGGACGAAUCCACGCCUCAGUAGAAGUUUCGCUUCGGAUCUGUGA